This is a messenger RNA of Pelobates fuscus (common spadefoot toad), 3260 nucleotides long. It is a transcript of the gene SMIM29, whose product is annotated as small integral membrane protein 29. The transcript has 5 exons. Lineage: Eukaryota; Metazoa; Chordata; Amphibia; Anura; Pelobatidae. Bases 90 to 413 code for a protein of 107 amino acids. The record is from RefSeq and is a predicted model, not a curated record.
AGGCUUCUGUCAGGAUAAUCAUAAUCAUAUUAUUGUUCGGAGCUGUCCUUGAUUGCCCUGUCUGUACAUCGCAUGUCUUGCCCAUACUCAUGCUACAGUCAGUCAUCAUGAGUAACACUACGGAUUCCGGAUCAAGUAAUGUAGCUGCUGAUUCAAUGGGAGGAAUUGUGCUGGUGCCAUUCUUCCUUAUCACUGUAGUGGGUGUCGUAGUGGCUGUGAUCAUGUAUAUAAAGAAGAGGAAGAGAGUGGAUCGAUUAAGGCAUCAUCUUCUACCUUUAUAUAGCUAUGAUCCUGCAGAAGAGAUACAUGAGGCUGAACAAGAAUUACUAGGACAAGAUACUAAGGUAGUACAUGGCUGGACAAGUGGUUAUCACCAGUACAAACGGGCAUCGUUGCGUGAUGUGACAGCCUGACGUCUGCCACGCUGAAAUGUUUUGGACAUUGGUUUGAGAGUAAUGCAUAGAGAACUGCUCCAUUAAUAGCUUCCCUAGCACUGAAUUGAAGGGCAGCAUUUGGUUCAUAACUAUUUUAAGUGCAAAUGUAUUAUUAUUAAUAUUAUUAUUUAAAUCUAAUGUCUACAUACAGGUAUGAACACGUAUACCUGGGUUUAUAUUUGUACAUAAAAAGAUGGGGCUAUCUGGAAAUGUAUGUAUAAUCAUAGCGAUAAGUUAAAAUACUUGCUCAAUAAUAGACAAAACUAAAGCUCAUUCAGGAAUGAAUAGCAGUCUAUAGUCAGUACAUAUGAUGCUGAGUACGCUGCCAAUCUUGGUUUACCUGCUGCCUAUUGAUUAAUAUUUUGUAAUUAGGAAGAAACCCAAGUUAUUUUAUAAAUAAUAUGUCUGAUUUGAAUGGUGUGUGUGCAAUUGUUUUGUUCUUGCUGAGGAGAGUACGUAUCCCAUUUGUUUUGCAAAUUACAUUUGGGAAUGAUGGGACUCUUGCAUGGAUCUAUAUAUUGAUGUGUCAAAAUGUAAUGUAGAAAAUACUAACCUGUUUGUUCUAGGUUUACGUUGAGAGAGAUUUGUUUAAGUGAGUAUUUCAUUUUAGACUAUAGUCAAAGGUUUGCAAUAAAGGUUAAUAUUUAACCGUUGUAACUUUAAGAAAUGUCUGCUGAUUAAGGGUUGAUUCCAAGUAAAUAAUGGUUAUAUACAAGAAUGCUUUGAAUUCAAAACACAUCAAGUAAAACAUCAACCACAAAGGGAUAUGUUUAGUUAUAAUUUUUCCGACAUGUUAAAACUAAAAUUUUUCCAAUAUAUUUCUAUGUAUCCAAGGUUAGCUAGACUUAGUUUGAAGUUGGCCAAAUUCAUAAAUUCUCAGUUGUUUUACAUUUAGUAAAAAUGCCAUAGUAGUCUGAAAACUAUAAUAUUUAAUUCACUGGGAUCACUGAGACCAGUUUUGCGGUUGUGCCUUCAGAUGUGCAUGGUUUAUGUUGCUACAAUGGACCGUGACAUGCAUGCAGUGCCCUGUUGAUUUGUAUGGCAAAUGUCCUUUAAUUUGGAAGCAUCAAUUGUCUUUUUGUUCUUGGUCAUGCACCUGGUACUUCAUAGACAGAUGUACAGGUGAGGUGAAAAUAUAUGGCAUAGGAAAAUGUGUCUUUAAAUUUACACUAUUUUAGGAGUAUUGCAUUUUUCAGUUCAGUGGAUGAUGUUAAUUUCACAUCAUUAACAUUAUGUCACUAACGAUCAUUGUUUUAAAAUUUGCUGAACCACUAGCAUACUACAUUCAGUGACUGUGUGAAACUGACCAGGAGCUUUAAAUAACUUCCUCCCCUUAAAAUAAAAAUUAAUUAUUUAAAGUAUUAUUAUAAUAUUACUAUUUUGAAUUCUCAGAAACAAUUUCACAAUAUGUAUGUCACACCAAAUCUGUGAACAGCCAUUGCAAUGUUUACUGAAAUGCAGAAUUUAAUUGUGGAAAGUAUCCCUGAUCCAUUGACUUUAAGUUGAUCACAGCAACAACAACAAAAAAAUGUAUUUUUGUCAUCUAGUUGCGACAAAGGCUUUCGGUUGUUUAUUGCAAGUAAUGAGGAGAUUUCCUCGCUGCCAGCAAACGUAAAAAGGAAACAAACAACUUUUUACAUUUACAUAUUGAUACAUCUAGUCGUUUUGACAAAAAAUCUGGAGAUUUUCUGGGACAUUUUUUACUUCUUAACAUCUACAGGUGGAACCUGAAAUCCGGUUUUAAAUGUCAAUGGAAAAACUUCAAUCCACAACACCAACAAUUUUUUCAUUUAAAAACCAAACCAAAAUAAGUGUCCUCUGGAUAGGCACUUUUCCUCUUUAUUCUUAAACUCAUUGUGCAUGGCUAACUUAGGGCUCCUUUACAUCCUUGUUCCUACUUUUAAGUGACUAUUCACUAUUCAUUACUUUGCUUGUAACUACUGUUAAUGAGUAGUUGCUGUUUCCCUACUGAAAAACGUCACAAGUAGCAACAGGUAGAUACUGGCUGCAUAUACUGAAAGCCAUUUGCCAAGUAGCAACCAGUGGCUACCAGUAAUGGUAGUGACUAGUUUCUGACUGUUGUACAACUUUGUCGCUACUCAUUACUGGCUGGUAUAAAGAUAUUAACCGCUAAAUCCCAUUGAAAAAAAAAACUGUUAUUUUUAACCCAUCACUAAGUUUUACUGGCCAGCUGCUACCUGGCUGUCACUACUGGCCACACAGGGUGAAGUGCACAUUCUCAGGUGUGUUUCUGUGCUUUACCAGCAAGCCACUAAUAUGUGAGUGAUUUGCUAUAUGAGAAAUACGCUACAAAAAUAUAGCGGCGUGGUUAAUUGUAGACUCUAAAAGCUACUGGCUGUUAAUUAUGACGUACAAAAAGCUUACAGAAUCUAUUUACCGAAAGAUUGUAAACGAACCUUUAGAUUGCUUUACUCCCUUGCUUCUUUUCUCACCAGUCACUUUUAUUGCUUUCAUUUUUUCCCUCUGUUUGCCUCUUUCCCCUUUGCCCUCCCUUAUCCCUAUAUCGAGUCUAUUUAAUCUCACUUUUAUUCCUUACCCUUACUCUUCUCAGGAGGUUAUCUUCUUCAGGACACUCUCUGUCAUUUGAUUGCAAUAUUUCAAUAGGUGUCUUCUACACUAGGUGGAAGUGCUGCACCAUGACCUUUGCAGUUACCAAUUCUAUUAUGGUUUAAGUGUGUGCUGUAAGGACUUUGCUCUUUUGGGUGAAGGUUCUUUCCCCCUCCUCAUUGUGUGUUUGUCAUAUUGUAUAGUGAUGUUCUCAUGUUUAAUUUAAAGAAAACUCCAUAAACUUCAAUUGCAAAAUAA